UUGAGACUUUAACUUGUGUGCUGUAAGCUAUAAUAAUACUAAAGUUGAAAAAUACCAUUGAAUGAGAAAAUACUGUAUUACUCACAUGUUAGAAAACUCCAAUAAUGCAUACGAAAAGACUAGAUCGACUCAUCAUAGCAACAGCAAUAAUAGGGGUACUGGUUUCUACUUAUGCUCUUUAUGUGGAGAUGGCAGCGGAAGCACGGCCCGGCUACAAGGCUCUAUGUGACAUAUCUGAAUAUGCAAGCUGUUCUCGAGUUCUUACAUCGAAAUAUUCUAAAGGGUUCGGGCUUCUCCCCAAAGACCUAAAGAUGGACGUGCCGAAUUGUAUUUAUGGGAUAAUUUACUACUGUUUGAUUAUAUUUUUAACAACAUUCGAUCAUCGUCUUUGGAUGCGGCUGCAAUUCUUUUUGACAUUAAGUGGGCUUGCAUCGAGCUUCUACCUGGCAUACCUUCUUACAUUUGUGUUACGUGACAUAUGUGUAGUCUGUAUAACGACUUAUUUUGUUAACGGUAGUCUUGUUUGGCUGGUAUAUCGGAAAAAUAGAUUGUCGGCAGAAAAAAAUAAGUAA
Messenger RNA from Achroia grisella, 572 nucleotides. RefSeq names its product vitamin K epoxide reductase complex subunit 1 (gene Vkor). Gene Ontology annotation, molecular function: vitamin-K-epoxide reductase (warfarin-sensitive) activity. Gene Ontology annotation, biological process: vitamin K metabolic process; peptidyl-glutamic acid carboxylation. The transcript has 4 exons. The record is from RefSeq and is a predicted model, not a curated record. NCBI's taxonomy places the organism in Eukaryota, Metazoa, Arthropoda, Insecta, Lepidoptera, Pyralidae. The coding region runs from base 105 to 572 and encodes 155 amino acids.